GCCUUCCAGGUUUAAGACAAAGUAGAACGAAGGAGUUUAUACAGUAUGAUUGGUGUCCUACUAGGUUAUAUUCUCAACAAAUUCGUAAAUUGUUUCACAAAAUAAUUAAUGGAUUCCUAAUACCAACUAUAGUAUUAAUGAAAUAACAUUCCAUAAGGUUGUAUUGUUUAGCAUUGUCUGUGGCUUUGUACCCGAUGUUUCUCGUGUUAAGUUUAGGUAAGAUUGCUCUGCUGUAACAGAGCUGUUCGUAAACAAGCUUAAUGUUGUUUUUAUAAACAACUUCUUCGCAGACACGAGUGCUGUAACUUGCUUUUCAAUAUUUCGAGUUGCAAUUGCUUUCUUAAACACAAAGGUACAGCCAUUUUAUGAGUUAGCUGGCGAUAUCUAACGAUACAUUUUUUUUUUACAUCUCAUGUCUAAAGCAAAACGUUUUGUGGGUUUAGUUCUAGUUGUAAGUUCAGCUCAGGUUAGAUCAUUAUGCCUAUUAAGUGCAGCAGUUGUGCAAAAAACAGGGCGGUGCUCAGACGACCGAAGACCGGCCAUUCGUUAUGUAAACCCUGCUUCUUCUGGGCUUUUGAGGAAGAGAUUCACCAAACCAUCGUUUCGGCUCGGCUGUUUAAUCGUGGGGAGACUGUAGGGAUCGGCGCAUCAGGAGGAAAAGACUCUACUGUGUUGGCUUACGUUCUGAAAGUCCUGAAUGUGCGCUAUGAUUACGGCCUCAAGCUGCUGCUGCUCGCAGUGGACGAAGGCAUCACAGGAUACCGCAACGAUUCUCUAGAAACGGUGAGAAGAAACGAACAGCAGUACGAUCUGCCCCUCACCAUCGUGUCCUAUGAAGAUCUCUAUGGCUGGACCAUGGACGCUAUUGUCAAACAAGUGGGCCGAAAGAACAACUGCACUUUUUGCGGCGUGUUUCGGAGGCAGGCGCUUGAUCGGGGAGCCAUGAUGCUGAACGUGGACAAGAUUUGUACAGGUCACAAUGCGGACGAUGUGGCAGAGACAGUGCUGAUGAAUGUGCUGAGAGGAGAUAUUGCUCGUCUGCGUCGCUGUACAGUGAUCAGCACAGCCAGUGAUGGUGAGGGAGCAAUACCACGCUGCAAACCUCUCAAAUACGCAUAUGAAAAAGAAAUUGUCCUCUAUGCCUACUUCAAGAAGCUUGACUACUUCUCAACUGAGUGUAUUUACUCACCCAAUGCUUACCGUGGCCAUGCACGUACCUUCCUCAAAGACCUUGAGGCAGUCAGGUCUAGUGCCAUCAUGGACAUCAUCCACUCAGGUGAGAACCUCUCUGUGAAGGAAGGAGUGAAGAUGCCUGUGCAAGGAACAUGCUUACGAUGUGGUUACAUCUCCAGUCAGGCACUAUGCAAGUCCUGUGUGUUGUUGGAGGGCCUGAAUCGAGGCUUGCCAAAACUCGGGAUAGGCAAACCCCACCGGCUCCAUGACAAGAUCUUCACCCAGCAGGCUUUAACACAACAGGAGGAGAAGAAGCUAAAGUCAAUGGAAUUUUGAAGAGGUGUUUCUGCAUAUGAAAGUAUAUACAUAUAUAUUAUAUACACACACACAGGGUCAGGGUGCUAUUUUGUUGCAAUGAUUUAUUGUUGAUCUCUCUUUGUUAUUCUACAAUAAACCAGACUAUUGCAUUGAA
This is a messenger RNA of Tachysurus fulvidraco (yellow catfish), 1645 nucleotides long. It is a transcript of the gene ctu1, whose product is annotated as cytosolic thiouridylase subunit 1 homolog (S. pombe). Bases 478 to 1509 code for a protein of 343 amino acids. Gene Ontology annotation, cellular component: cytosolic tRNA wobble base thiouridylase complex; mitochondrion. Lineage: Eukaryota; Metazoa; Chordata; Actinopteri; Siluriformes; Bagridae. Gene Ontology annotation, biological process: tRNA wobble position uridine thiolation. The record is from RefSeq and is a predicted model, not a curated record. The transcript is spliced from 2 exons. Gene Ontology annotation, molecular function: tRNA binding.